Molecule: messenger RNA, 1044 nt
Organism: Elaeis guineensis (African oil palm)
Lineage: Eukaryota; Viridiplantae; Streptophyta; Magnoliopsida; Arecales; Arecaceae
Product: endo-1,3;1,4-beta-D-glucanase
Molecular function (GO): hydrolase activity
Source: RefSeq, a predicted model, not a curated record
GUCUGAAAGCCUGCUUGCUGGGGCAGGCUCUUCUUUGCAUUCUUAUCUCUAGUCCUCCAACGCCCCAGACAGACCCUCUCUUUCGCUCCGUGUGGAAAGAAAGAUGGCGAGCUCUCAGUGCUGCGCGAACCCACCGACGCUGAGCCCCGGCAGCGGCCAAGGCUGCGUGGUGGACGAUCUCGGGGGCCUCAAGGCCUACACCGCCGGCUCCCCCGAUUCCAAGAUCGCCAUCAUUCUCGCCUCCGACGUCUAUGGGUUUGAAGCUCCAAAUCUGAGGAAAAUUGCAGACAAAAUUGCAGGUUCAGGUUUCUUUGUGGUGGUUCCAGAUUUCUUUUAUGGGGAGCCUUACGCACCUAACAAUGCUGAGAGGCCGUUGCCUAUCUGGAUACAAUCUCAUACUACAGCUAAAGGAUUUGAAGAUGCAAAAUCAGUUAUUGCAGCUUUAAAAAGUAAGGGCAUUUCUGCAGUUGGGGCUGCAGGCUUCUGCUGGGGUGCCAAAGUGGCUGUGGAAUUGGCGAAAGCUGAUGAGAUCCAAGCUGCAGUGCUCUUACAUCCUUCAUUUGUAUCUGUCGAUGAUAUCAAAGAGGUUAAAUGCCCCAUUGCUAUACUUGGAGCUGAGUCAGACCAUCUUUCUCCACCUCAAUUAGUGAAGCAGUUUGAGCAGAUUUUAUCUGCCAAAAAGAGGGUUAGUUACUUUGUAAAGAUAUUUCCAGGGGUGGCUCAUGGAUGGUCUGUCAGAUACAAGACGGAUGAUGCAUCCGCUGUUAGAAGUGCUGAAGAGGCUCAUCAAGACACGCUUGACUGGUUUGCUAAGCAUGUCAGGUAAUCUUCAAAACAGUGCAUGUCCUGCACUUCAGUAGAUUUUAUCAAUCACCACUCCAUGGACUUGUUGGACUAGUAUGAAUUGAACCAGACUUCAGGAUUUCCGAUGUUGCUUAAAGCAUGUACAAGGGGUUUCAAUAUUUAUGACAAAGACUCAGCUUUUCCCAUUUGCAAUUCCAAUUACUAAUUGCAUAAAUUAAUAUCAUGGUCUGCAUUUUAAUA